Gadus morhua (Atlantic cod) is the source of this 4992-nucleotide messenger RNA. RefSeq names its product sperm-associated antigen 1. Gene Ontology annotation, cellular component: cytosol. The transcript has 18 exons. The coding region runs from base 158 to 2977 and encodes 939 amino acids. The record is from RefSeq and is a predicted model, not a curated record. Lineage: Eukaryota; Metazoa; Chordata; Actinopteri; Gadiformes; Gadidae. Gene Ontology annotation, molecular function: protein binding.
UUACAAUUUUAAGAAAGCAGUUCCGUGUUUUUUUUUUUAACUUUUAGUUGUUUGGAUGGAUUAGUACGAUUACUAUCUAUUUAAUUUAUCCAUUCCAGCAAACGGCGGUGAAUAACAUUCAUACAAACACGGACCUGUGCUUUAAUUUCCGUUCACUAUGAGUGUGAGCGAAGUUUCUUCCCUUUUGAACCGAGACAACACAUUCUCAGCCACUCUCGACCAUGAUGGAAAAGUUCCUGUGGAACAUUUAGAUUAUGGGUACAUUGAAAAAUGCAAGAACGUCAAGCAUUUGGAGAAGAUCUUGAGAGUGCUAAGGUCUGGAGAAGAGGGAGUGUACCCCCAUCUGAACCAGUUCUGUGAGGAUCGCGUGAAGAGCCUGGACCCCACAAGUCGAGCCCUGAGAAAGGAGCAACCUGUAGCCACGGCCGCCAGCCUCCCCACAGAGGAAUGGAGCCAAAUCCGUGAAGAUCUACAGCGAUGGCAGGAAGAAUCGAAAGACUUGGAGGCGUUGAUGCUACAACCGUCUAUAUUUCACGGUAUAGGAAAUGAAAAUGUACCGCCCGUACGAGGCACUAACAUUUCUGUUCCCCUCGGCCAGAAUCCAGCAAGCAAGGCAAAGAAUAAGCCCCCAAAACGAGCUCUUCCUCUCGACUACAAAGAUUGGGAUAAGUAUGAUGUUGACAAAGAAUGUGAAAUGAUUGACGGAAGUGAGUCCAAAAAGGAUCCAGCUCCUGUCAUCAAUUCUGGCCACGUCAAAAUCAGAACCAGAGUGGACGUCACAACCCUGACUGAGAAGGAGAAGCUCCUCAUGGCAAGCCGUGAGAAAGACAAAGGCAACGAGGCAUUCAGGGCCAAAGGCUAUGAGGAGGCUGUUGCGUACUACACCAGGAGCCUCUCUAUUGUCCCCACGGUGGCUGUGUUCAACAACAGAGCCCAGGCAGAGAUCAAACUCCAGCGCUGGCACCGGGCCCUACAAGACUGCCAGAGAGUCCUGGAGCUGGAGCCCAUCAACCUGAAAGCAUUGCUGCGCCGGGCUACAGUGUUCCAGCACCAGGGCAGCUUGCCCCUGGCGGCAGAAGACCUGAGGGCUGUGCUACGUGUAGAGCCCCACAACACCGCUGCUGCUAAACAUCUGACUGAAGUGGACAAGAAGAUAAGGGAGGGCCAGCCGGAACUGCCAAUUAAAGGCAGGAAAAUCCUCAUCCAAGACAUAGAGGAAGACGAGGAGGAGGCAGAGGAGCAUGCUCGUCCGGUUGAUCCCAGGCAGCCUGUGGGAGGGGUGGACAGCGUUGUUUCUCCCGUCGAGAGGGGAGACAUGGGCAACGCUCAGAAGAAGCCGUACGGUGGCGGCCGGGGGGACGGGGCCUCGCCGCACAGCGACGCCAGCAACGGCUCCCACGGACACCACCGCAGAGGCCGCGGCGGCAGCUGGGACAAACACAAAGCAGCCGCGCACGAAUCGCCGGGGCCCGGCAAGGCUGCCAACGGCACAGGGAAGAGAGGCUCCACCGCCUCAGAGCCCGGCGCCGCCAAGGGAGGGAGGCCCGCGGGGGUGGACCUGGACGCCCCCUGCGGUGCCUUGCCCCCCCCUCUGGCCCGGCUGAAGAACGAGGGCAACCUGCUGUUUAAGAACGGACAGUUUUCAGACGCACUGGGGAAGUACUCGCAAGCCAUCGCCGGCUUCACGGAAUCAGGAAUCGACAGUCCAGAGGAUCUUUGUAUAUUGUACUCCAACCGGGCAGCCUGCUACCUGAAGGAUGGCAACAGUCAAGAAUGCAUACAGGACUGCAGCAAAGCCCUGGAGCUGCAGCCCUUUUCCCUCAAGCCCCUCCUGCGGCGGGCCACGGCCUACGACUCCAUGGAGCGCUACAGGCCGGCCUACGCCGACUACAAGACCGUCCUGCAGGUGGACAACAGCGUGCAGGCAGCGCACUCCAGCGUUAACAGGAUCACCAGGCUCCUGAUAGAGCAGGACGGGCCCGAGUGGAGGGAGAAGCUCCCUGACAUCCCCCUGGUUCCCAUGGCGGCCCAGCAGCACCGCAGGGAGGAGACCCCCACCCCGGAGGUCCUGCAGGCCCGCGCUGAGAAGGCUGCCCAGGACACAGCGAGGCGGUCGGAGCUGCGCUUCACGGCUCUGAAGCAGGAGGGGAAUGAGUUCGUAAAGAAGGGCCAGUUCCAGGACGCGCUGGGGAAAUACACAGAAUGCCUUAAACUGAAGCCUGAGGAAUGUACCGUCUACACUAACCGGGCACUGUGCUACCUGAAGGUGGAAAAGUUUGCUGAAGCCAAGCAGGACUGUGACGCUGCACUCGGCCUGGAGCCGACCAAUAAGAAAGCCUUCUACAGACGAGCUCUGGCCAACAAGGGCCUAAAGGACUACCUGGCGAGCAGCUCGGACCUGCAGGAAGUGCUCCAGCAGGACCCAGGCGUACAGGAAGCUGAGAAGGAGCUGGAGGAAGUGACGGCGUUGCUCCGCCAGAGCCUGGCCAGCGGCGCCUCCCCCAGGAAGAAGGUUCCCAUCACAGAGGUGGACGGGGACCAGGACAGGAGCGUGGCGGACUCCGCCCCACGGCCCCAGGAGGGCGGGGCCAUCAACAUGCAGCCGGCCGACGCCUACGAGUUCGGACAGUCCCUGAACGCGGCUCGUUCCCGUGGCGACGCGGCCGCCUGCGCCGACCUGCUGUCCUCGGUCGACCCGGAGCGGCUGCCCCGGUUGCUUAGCAACCAGCUGGACGGGCACGUGAUGGCCUUCGUGUUGGAGGCCCUGGACGAACACUUGCUGGCCAGGGACCCCGGCCGGGUGUACCGGCUCCUGCAGAGCCUGCACACCGCCGAGCGCUUCACGGUGGUGCUGAUGUUGCUGGAGACGGCCGAGCGGCGGCGCGUGACGCAGCUGUUUGAGCACCUGUCCUCCGUGCAGAGCGACGACUUCACAAAGGACGACGUGCAGAACAUGGCAAACAUAUACAUCAUCUGAGUCACCUAGCCCCUCCUACCUAUCCUCCUCUACCCCCCCUCUCCUACCUAGCCUCCUCUACCUACCCUCCCCUACCUAGCCUCUCCCACCUAGCCUCUCUUAUCUAGCCUCCCUGACCGGCCGCUCCUAUUAAGCCUCUCCUUCGUAGCCUCUCUUUCCCCUGCAUGAGCUCUGCCUCCAACAUUUAACUACGGAUCUAUGCAAAAAAAACAAAAAAAAAAACAAGGGCACAAGUGAACCACCAGAGAGGGGGAAAAAUAAGUCAAAUACUGGUGGAACGAAGGCUGGUUCAAUACAGGGGUGCCACAGCUGUUGCCACGGAGACGCAUCUUUGCUUUAUCUGUAUGGUGGGGGGGAUCUGCUAACACUAUGUUCCAGUAAGCAAUGAAAGGAUAUAUAUAUUUUAUUUUCUUAUUUCCUCCACAAAACCUUUUGUUCUUCAGAUAUUAUUUUGUACUGUCCUACGAACCGCUUGUUGCAAACACUGGCUCUGACCCACACAGGGACGUAGCAGCGUCUAGCGUGCUAGGCUAUUAUUAUUAUUAUUAUUAUUAAUAUUAUUAUUAUUAAUAACUAAUAACUAAAGGGUGACCUGCAGAGAGAAGGCUCUGGGCACGUUUCCUCAAGAGCACGCUCCACCAAAUAUGGCUCCUUGUGUCCUUGACUUCUCGCUAAGACUUUACCUGAGGUUUUGAGUGGAGACGUUAAGACACCGGACCAGAUCGGUCCACAACAGAGUGGUCUUGGGGACCUGACUGGUCCACAACAGAGUGGUCUUGGGGACCUGACUGGUCCACUGUUCUCGGGUUGGGGACUACGCCCCCGAGACCACCCUGUUGUUGCUUAUCGGACGUUACGCAUGCUGAAUAUUAAGGGCGGGCGAGUCUAUGGGAUACAGUGGAGGGAGAGAGCCACGUUGGAUCAUCCAUGUUUCUCUAUGCAUAUACAACCUUCAAAGAUAGAACAUGGCUUUGCACUGCUAUCUCGGAUGCACUACUUAGAUGUUAACUCAUGCGGUCAAUGAUUAAAGUUGAAACAAGUAUAAUUUUUUUAGAUAUAUAUAUAUGUAUAAAUUAAUUAGCAUAAAAUCGAAUCCGGGUGAAGUCAAACAUCAAAUCAAUUUAGGUUCAAACUCCCUCAUAGACUAUCUAGAAAUGAUCAGGAAAUUAAGUGAGGCCGCAGAUUAGUGCAGGAAGCCUGCUGGUCCACUCCUAGUAUCGCAUGCUAGCCUCCCGCUGUACUGUAGGCGCCAGCACAGCGCUCCAGUCGGCAUGCUGGAACUGGCCAGAUGAGGCAUCUUCUUGAGAUGUGUGCCUUCAGAUGUCAAUUGAGGGGUUGGAAAUUGGAUAUCUUUUCUUUUUGUGUGGGUGUGUAGUUCCGAUUCUGUUAACAUGUGUACGGUUAAAUAGUUCUGCAGCUUAAACGGCAGGGAUCCAUGUGCACUAUCAUUACGCCAUCGUUCAGCAGGGUUUAAUUUGUAACAGGGAGGUUUGGUGGAGGUGGGUGGUCAGGCUUCAUGUUAAGGGUUCUUUGGACAAACUUUUUAUUUAAUGAAAACAUGCUAAUCCAUCAUCUGGCCAUAACCUAAAUGGCUUAUUCGACAUUACUGAAGUUUGGCUACCAUUUUUGUUUACUGUAGUUUUCUAUCCACACGAAUGUACUGUGGUCGAGGAGAGGAGCUGAGCUAUGAGGCAGAGACAGUAAUAACCUGUACAUGUUAUACAGCUCUCUAUGAGGCAGAGCAGUAAUCAGCUGUACAUGUUAAACAGCUCCUAAUGAAGCAGACAAUGAUCACCUGUACAUGUUAUACAACUCACAGGCUGGCAGGACAUGGUUAUUAGUGCUGUUAAAAAAAUAAGUUAUUUUGGAGAGCAUUCAAAUUGUUAUUUUGCAAUAAACAGGCAAAGAUAAACUUAUUUCUCUAUUAUAGAUGUACAUUUUUUUGUGAAUAUCUAAUAAAUAUUAUGUUAUGGAAAAGUGACAUAUUGAAUAAUAAAACAUGAACAAGAAAUUGA